AUGGAGUCAUUGGAUGUCUUUAACUCGUAUCCAAACAAUGACCCCAUCGUCCUGGACCAUCCGCCCUCGGGUCUUCCCUUCGCGGAAGAACAACCCGUCGUGUACAAGGUAGAGUCUGAGCCAUCAUUCACACCUCUCACCGAAUCAGGUAGAUAUAGGGGCCCUUACAUACCAGUUGGGUCAUUGAGCACAUCGGAAACAUCAGCAAGCUAUUACCCGCUGAAAGAACUCGCUGCUUUAGAGAAGAGUGGCUGGAUCCGCACCAACGCCCCCCAUUUCAACAAUAACAUCCAAGUCUUCAUUCUACCAAAUGAUGUGCAAGGGGCAUCAGCACAAGCAUCAAAAGCGAGACCCAAAGCUAAAAUCAAAGCUCUCAUGACUAAGAUUGAUAAUUCGUCUGAUACAUGGGCUGGACUAUCUGAUGCUCACCCCACCCAGUCUGGCAAUCUGGACUCGAACCCAGAAGACGAAGAUGAAUCUCUAUGGUACAUUUUCAAUACCUUACAAAGUCCGGAUCCCUGUCCUCAAGAUAUGAAGAACACACCAUCCAGACAUGCAAUGGAAGCCUUGCUUGACGAGUCGGAUAACCCGGUCCAGGGCCUCACAACAGCGCUUUAUCCCUACCAGCGGAGAUCGGCCGCUACGAUGAUUCAGAGGGAGGCACAGCCGGCGAUGGUACUUGAUCCAAGAUUGCAGGCUGUGUCUGGUCCGACUGGAACAAUAUUCUACUAUGACAAAGUGGAUGGCACGCUUCUGAAAGGAAAGAGGCUGUAUUCGGAAGCUUGCGGAGGAAUCCUAGCAGAAAGCAUGGGUUGCGGCAAGACAUUAAUUUGCCUCGCUGUGAUCCUGGCUACUCGGGGCCAUUUUCCCAUCAUUCCUAUCGAGUACCAGACGUACGAAAACCCGAUUAGAAGGAAGACAGGGUCCUUGAAACAGAUGGCCGCUGCCACUGCUGGUCGCUUCUCUGUCCCCUGGAAAUCAUUUUUCGAAAGUCUCAGCAGGGAAGGAGAGUUUCAUGAUAAUUGCGUCAAGGCGUGCAUGGAAAACUCUGGUUGCUAUAACAUACCGCCCGAUGUCACGAAGAAUCCGCCCAGAAAUAGUACAUCGCCAUACACCCGGGAUGCCGCCCAGCAAGUUCGGCUUUGCUCCGGCACGAUUGUCAUUGUUCCACCGAACAUGGUCGAUCACUGGGAAAAUGAGAUCGCGACUCAUACCACUAGCCUGAAGGUUGUGGUUUUGCGACAAGGCUCUGAUCGGACGCCAACCGCGGAUGAAUUAAUGGAUGUUGAUCUCGUACUAUUUUCCAGAACUCGAUUUGAAAGAGAAGUUCCAGAGAAGAAGCACAUCCAACGCAUGGGAGACAAAGUUGUUCAAGACUCCCCGCUUCUUAGUCUCCACUGGCUGAGAGUCAUUGUCGAUGAAGGACAUAAUGUUGCAGGUCAGAAAACAAGGCUGACAGAUAUGCUGAAACGAUUACACUUCGAACGUCGCUGGGUUAUCUCAGGAACCCCUUCGCCUGGGUUGUACGGCGUGGAGGUCAGCCUGGCUUCCCAGGAGGCAGACACCAGCGGGACCGAGUCCCCUGGGGAAGCCACUCAAGCCAUAUUGAACAAGCGAAAAAGAACCGGAAAUGCCGCCGACAAUGAGCUGAAAGCUCUGGACCACUUGCGGGAAAUGGUGAUUCAUUUUCUUGAUCUCAAGCCUUGGUCGAGUUCAAGCCCCGGUGACUCUGCCAACUGGACAAACUACAUGAAGCCCAUCGGCGCAGGCAGAAAGCGUCGAAAAGCCCCUUCGCUAAGGCCGACUCUUCAAAGCCUUGUCGUAAGACACCGAAAGGACGUGGUUGAUCAGGAGAAGCCUCUUCCAAAGCUUUACAACAAGGUUACUUACCUGGCUCCGACAUUCUACGACAAGUUGUCGAUCAACAUGUUCCUUUUUACGCUUGCCGUCAACGCCGUCACAUCUGAGCGCGUAGGCCCGGACUACAUGUUCAACACCAAGAAUAGAAAGCACUUGAACCAGGUCAUCGAAAACAUACGACAGGCAGGCUUUUGGUGGGCUGGCUCAACAAAACCAUCUGACUCUAUUGAUUUCGCCCGCAGAUAUAUGAACUCCAAUCGUGAAAAAAUGUCACCAUCAGAUAUCAAGCUUUUGGAUGAUGGAAUUCACAUUGCAACUACAGCAGUCAACUCCCCCAACUGGGCAGGUUUCAACAGUCUACACGAACUUGGUGUCUUCGUUGAAAAUUUCCCAGAGGACUACCGUAGCUCAUGGGCAGUUGCAAACGGCUCAUGUGAUAAUCCCUUACUGAUGGGAAUCUCCCAAGCCUGCAAAGCCCAAGAGUACGUGACGGAACAUCUCCGCUCCCCCGAUCCCGCCGAAGGCCUUUCAGGCGCGGGCAUCAAAUUUCGCCGCGAGAUAACAAACCAUGACAAUCGUCCCGUCUGGGGCGCACCCGACCCAGCCAACACACCAAUGGCUCAAAGGCAACUAGCACAAACCGCCAAACCCCCCAGCAACAAACCCGCAAAGAAAACCUUCGAAAAGAACCUCUACCGCUCACUCCCAGAAACCUCACCACUCCAACAAACCCGCCUAGUCGGCAUCGCAUCAUCCAAACUCCGAUACCUACUCGACAAAGUCCUCGAACACCACCAAACCGAAAAAAUAAUCAUCUUCUACGAGGACAGCAACACCGCAUACUGGGCCGCGCAAGGCCUAGAACUCAUCAACGUCGAAUUCCGCAUCUACGCAAAUACCCUGAGACCACAGCUCCGCACCGAAUAUCUCAAACUCUUCCGGGAGUCCGAGGAAGUGCGUGUCCUGCUAAUGGAUCUCGGACAGGCUUCACAUGGAUUACAUAUUGCGCAGGCAUCGCGCGUCUUCAUCAUAAGUCCGAUUUGGAAACCGAAUGUCGAAAGUCAAGCUAUUAAGCGAGCCCAUCGCAUCGGCCAGACUAGACCUGUUUACGUCGAGACAUUGGUUCUGGAAAAUACUCUCGAGCAUCGCAUGCUUAGUCGUCGGAAGGAGAUGUCCGAGGCGGAAAUGCAGCUUGCGGAAAAGGGUCCGCUGGAUGAUAAUACUAUGAGUGAUAUCAUUCAGAAUGAGCCGUUCUUGUCCCUGGAUGAUGAAGCUGGGUCCGGUAUGGCGCGUCUGGAGUUCCCGACUGGGUUCUUUGAUCGACAUAGACUACCGAUUCCGGACGAUGAAGUGGUUUGGCGCCGCGUUCCUGAGAAGCGCACGGUGGACUUGACUGGGGCAGAUGAUGAGUCUACUUCUCGAUCUGGAGCGCCUGGGGCUAAGCGUGCUCGAGUUGGGUUUGCGGCGGAUCCGCAAGUUAUCGAUUUGGAUGGAUCACCGGAUGCCUCUCGGCCUGCUGAUGUGUCCGCACAUAUUCGGGCUUCUGUCCCCGUUCGACCUCGUGUUGGUUUUGCCGAGGAUGUGCAGGCUCCGGAGGGCCCGUCGCCGAUGCUGGGCGGCGAGAAUAGGGAGAAACGAGUCUCCAUCUUUGGGCCAUAG
Messenger RNA from Penicillium olsonii, 3519 nucleotides. The record is from the annotation of a GenBank genome assembly. NCBI's taxonomy places the organism in Eukaryota, Fungi, Ascomycota, Eurotiomycetes, Eurotiales, Aspergillaceae.